Molecule: messenger RNA, 345 nt
Organism: Penicillium crustosum
Lineage: Eukaryota; Fungi; Ascomycota; Eurotiomycetes; Eurotiales; Aspergillaceae
Exons: 3
Coding region: 1-345 (114 amino acids)
Source: RefSeq, a predicted model, not a curated record
AUGAUUUCCCUUAUCUUUGCUAUGGUCGUUGCGACCUUUGCAGUUAGCUCGGCGCAUCCAAUGGAGAAGCGACAGGCCAAUGGUCGGUGGAGUUUAUAUGCAUAUGGCAGAAAUAUCGAUGAGUUUCCUAUCUUUUAUGCGGACGGCCAAGCUCAGAUCGGUAAUCUAGCCAUGUCAAACGCAACCACUAAGUUCCCAGUUUCUUUGACGUUUGGCGAUAACCAAAUGGAGACAUCCAGCAAGGCGACUGGCUGCUCCUUCAAGGUUAUUGAUGGUUUGGGAGGCGAAGUUGAUAUUUCGAUAUCCACUGAGAGAGCGGGCCCCGGUAGCGGUGGACGAUGCUGA